Messenger RNA from Hordeum vulgare subsp. vulgare (domesticated barley), 1951 nucleotides. RefSeq names its product ATP-dependent 6-phosphofructokinase 6-like. The transcript is spliced from 14 exons. Lineage: Eukaryota; Viridiplantae; Streptophyta; Magnoliopsida; Poales; Poaceae. Gene Ontology annotation, molecular function: ATP binding; 6-phosphofructokinase activity. The record is from RefSeq and is a predicted model, not a curated record. Gene Ontology annotation, biological process: glycolytic process; fructose 6-phosphate metabolic process. The coding region runs from base 204 to 1688 and encodes 494 amino acids. Gene Ontology annotation, cellular component: cytoplasm.
CCACAAAACAGACCCAAUCCGAACACAAUGGGGUCCUCCCCCGCGGCCGCUCUCCCGCAUGGCGUCGGCGUCGUCGCCGCUGACCGACGCCGCCGCUGCUGAUCCCGACCCUCCCACCCUCGCCAGGCCCUCCCCAUCCUGCACCACCUGCUCGACCGCCGCGACACACCGCGGGGGAGGAGCCGCAGAGGGCGACGCCCGCGAUGGACGGGGCUCCGCCGCCCAAGCCCGAGGCCAAGCUGGCUGCCGGCGAGGCCGGGUACGUCCUCGACGACGUGCCGCACGUCUCCGACUACCUCCCCGAUCUCCCGACCUACCCAAAUCCGCUGCAAGAUAACACGGCCUACUCUGUUGUCAAGCAAUACUUCGUUAAUCCGGAUGACACUGUCUGUCAGAAGAUUGUUGUCCACAAGGAUGGCCCAAGAGGAAACCACUUCCGCCGUGCUGGACCUCGCCAAAGGGUCUAUUUUGAACCUGACGAGGUCCAUGCAUGCAUCGUCACCUGUGGAGGACUCUGCCCUGGGCUUAAUACUGUAAUUAGGGAAAUCGUAUGCGGCUUAUCUGACAUGUACGGUGUCACCAAGAUACUUGGGAUUCAGGGUGGGUAUAGAGGUUUCUAUGCUCGCAACACCAUCGACUUGACUCCAAAGAGUGUAAAUGACAUUCACAAAAGGGGUGGAACUAUUCUUGGCUCAUCACGAGGAGGCCAUGACACCAUGAAGAUUGUUGAUAGCAUUCAGUACCGUGGUAUAAAUCAGGUGUAUGUUAUUGGUGGUGAUGGUAGUCAAAGGGGCGCAGGAGUGAUUUUUGAAGAGGUUAGAAAGCGUGGUCUCAAAGUUGCUGUUGCUGGCAUUCCUAAGACCAUUGAUAAUGACAUCCCGGUAAUUGAUAAGUCAUUUGGUUUCGACAGUGCAGUUGAGGAAGCUCAACGUGCCAUAAAUGCCGCUCAUGUAGAAGCUGGAAGUGCUGAGAAUGGAAUAGGACUUGUAAAGCUAAUGGGUCGAUACAGUGGUUUCAUCGCACAUUAUGCCACCCUAGCAAGCAGAGAUGUGGAUUGUUGCUUGAUUCCAGAGUCACCUUUCUAUCUGGAUGGUGAAGGUGGACUCUUCAAAUAUAUAGAAAAGCGGCUGAAGGAGAAUGGCCAUAUGGUCAUUGUCGUUGCGGAGGGUGCAGGGCAGAAACUUAUUGUCGAAAACAUGAAGGAAAUGGGGCAAGAUGCUUCUGGCAACGCACUGCUUCUUGAUGUUGGUCUUUGGUUGUCGCAGAAGAUAAAUGAGCAUUUCAAGAAAAACAAGACAACCAUAAAUCUGAAGUACAUAGAUCCUACAUACAUGAUACGCGCCAUUCCUAGCAAUGCAUCUGAUAAUGUGUAUUGCACAUUGCUGGCUCACAGCGUGGUCCAUGGAGCCAUGGCUGGAUACACUGGUUUUACCGUUGGCCAAGUAAAUGGCCGGCAUUGCUAUAUUCCCUUCUACAGGAUCACAGAGAAGCAGAACAAGGUCUCGAUAACGGACAGGAUGUGGGCAAGGCUUCUCUCCUCCACCAACCAGCCGAGCUUCCUCAGCAAGCAAGACGUCGACGAUGCCAAGGUCGAGGACGAGAGGACGGCCAAGCUCUUGGACGGCUCGCCUUCCAACCCCAAGGUCGAAGAUAAAGUUGCGACUUCCAACUCCAACGGUGCGAAGUGAGGCUGGUGCGCACCGAUCAGUACCCGCCAGCUGUAUUUGUUGGUUGUUCCAAUUGCCAAGUCACGCUUUAGUUAGUUCAUCUUCCAGUCGAGAUUCCAGUGUGGUAAAUAAAUAUGCACAGUUGGCUGGUUUGUUUGUGUCGCACAUGGUUCAGUUUCUCUAUUUCGACCUGUUACUGUUACUGGUAGGGCCUGGUUGAUCUUUUCACAGGUUGAAAUUUCCACCAGGCAAAUUUUAUGUUAACUUCAGAUUUCUUUGUGGUA